AGCGACGACAACACCACCCUCCCCCGCCACUCCAGUGGUCUGGCGUUUUCCAUAAAUAAGAAGCACCGCGCUCUCUUCUUCCUUUUCUUCGAAGUUAGAAUACAGAACACACCACGGUCCACGGCUCGACGCUUUCUCUCUCUCUCUUCCCGUGUUCGAAAAUGGUGACACGAAGGCUAGCGCAGGUAUCAACAAGCGACGAUGAGGGUGCUCCGAAGCCUUCGAGCAGCGACGAUAACACCACCCUCCCCCGCCACAAUAGCCGCACUCGCCGCCGUGGUAGUCGCACCAGCAGCCGCCGAGAACCGCCCCCUCCGCCGCCAAAGCGCCGUAAAAAGGUCCAGAUUCCCGACGAAGAUGACGAUGAAGAGGAACCAGAGGAAGCCGGAAUUCGAGAGGAAGAGGAGGAGGAGGAGGAGGAAGAAGAAGAAGAUGAUGAUGAAGAAGAAGAGUCUAUUCAGGAGGAUGCCAAGACUAUUGGUGAUGUAAUUAGGGUUUCUGGUAAAGGCAGAGGUCAGAAGAAGCAUUAUAAAGAGUUCGAGUUUGAUGGUAAUCGUUUUGUGCUUGAGGAUCCUGUGCUAUUGACCCCGGAGGAUAAGAGUCAGAAGCCUUAUGUGGCAAUUAUAAAGGAUAUAGCUCAAUCCACAAAAGGGGCCAUCAUGGUCACCGGACAGUGGUUCUACCGUCCUGAAGAAGCUGACAGGAAAGGUGGUGGAAGCUGGCAAGCUGGUGAUACAAGAGAGCUUUUCUAUAGUUUCCACCGUGAUGAUGUUCCUGCAGAAUCUGUGAUGCACAAGUGCGUAGUGCACUUUGUGCCAUUGCACAAGCAGCUGCCCAGCCGCAAACAACACCCUGGUUUCAUCGUGCAGAAGGUGUAUGACACCGUGGAGAAGAAGCUGUGGAAGCUAACAGAUAAAGAUUAUGAGGAUGGUAAACAGGAGGAGAUUGAUGUUCUGGUGCUGAAAACAAUAUCCCGUCUUGGAGAUCUUCCUGACAUUGAGACAGAGGAUACUCCUACAGUUCAGCUGGAGGAGCUGGUAAGAAACAAGCGAAUGCUGAGAAAGCGACACAUAUCUCCGCUUGAUGUCUCAAGGGAGGAUGAAGGGACACUAAGAUCUCCUAGAAUGGAGACGCCGGGAAGCUGUAUUAACAAUGGAUCCAAAUACUAUAUCAUCUUGGCUGAAGCAAAGGCGCUAACCAAGGAAACACAGCGAGAUAAAUGGCUGGAGAAGCUUCUCCAAGGAGUUGAGCCUGUCUGUUCAUCGACUGACAGUGUGCAGGGAGAAAAGAGAGGAAUCAGUGGAGCUAAUACCAUCAACAAUUCUAAUUUUGAUAAGGAUAACCGAGAAGAAAGUGUGAAGGGUAACAAUAGUCUUCCAUGGCCAGAUUCUGCUGUUUCAGCCAUUGUUGCUUUGGAGAAGGCUUCCCAUGAGGCAUUUUAUUCAGAUUUUAGCAAGUAUAACCAGAAAAUGAGACAGCUGUAUUAUAACCUCAAGGGUAAACUAGCUCGGCGGUUGUUGAGUGGAGAUUUAGAACCUUCAAAAAUUCUGAACAUGACACCGAAUGAAUUAAAGGAGGGUUUAACUGCAGAGGAAAUAGCUAAAAAUCAGCCCGAAGAGGCAGCGAGAAUGCAGAUGACAGACGCUCUCUGCAAAAGGUGCAACGUGAGGAAAGUUGGUCUUGUAGAUAUCAUACAAGCAGGUCAUGGUGAUCGCUAUCAGUUGGAGUGCGUUGCGUGUGGUAAUACAUGGUAUGCUUCUAGAGACGAGGCAGCUAUGCUGACGAUAGAUGGUCCCAGCGCAGUUAGCAGUGUUGGUACAGCACCAUGGGCCACUGCAAAGUUUGAAAAUGUAGAGAAAAAGAAGAUGCUUAGUCCCCGUGACACAGACAAGGUAGAUUCUGUAAAGAAAAACAUGGAAAGUUCCACACCAGUUUUAGAGACUCAGAAGCCUUUCAACAAGUCCAGGGCCGACGGCAUAACGUCUCCAAGAAACCCUGAAUAGCUGCUGGAUGAAGUUUUAGUUUAGAUUUAACCAUUUAUAAAUAGAAUCGCCAACGUAGAGCUUCUUGUAUAUAUAAAUAUACCUUGAUGUUUCGGUUAGAAGACGGUCCACAUAUAUAUGAGACCGUAGUAGGCACAUUAGCUCAAAAAAAAAAAGUAGAAAAUAUCAUUACGGGUUAGCCUCUGCUGUUGUAGGAGCAAUGAUCCCUGAAUUUAUUUAUGAUAGUAUUCCAUGGUGUAAAGAAAUAGAGUAGUUUUAUCACUUA
Molecule: messenger RNA, 2268 nt
Organism: Beta vulgaris subsp. vulgaris (sugar beet)
Lineage: Eukaryota; Viridiplantae; Streptophyta; Magnoliopsida; Caryophyllales; Amaranthaceae
Exons: 8
Coding region: 162-2003 (613 amino acids)
Biological process (GO): DNA-templated transcription
Molecular function (GO): chromatin binding
Source: RefSeq, a predicted model, not a curated record